UGCGCGCUGGAGCAGACCGCGAGCGAGAGCGCCCCGAGCAGUGCCCGAGCUCGCCGCUCCUCCGCAGGAAGGACCUGGACAGAAGGACGUCCGUAGCCCUCUCGGCACCGCUGUCCUCGCCUCCCUGCCACUGGCCCCCGCACCAGCGGCCCCGACCCAGCCUCGCAGUGUCUGUGCGCUGCGCACCGGUGUGUUGGCGUCUUUGCUUCGGUGCUUGCCUGGAUUCCUGCGCGCCACAAUGAGGUUCUUCGAGGCCAGUGCACUUGUCGCCUUCAUCGUCGUCUUCAUCGUCCACUUGGGCAAGGCGGCGCGCGCCACCUGCCCCGACGCCUGCCACUGCCCCCUGGAGGCGCCCAAGUGCGCCCCGGGAGUCGGGCUGGUCUGGGACGGCUGCGGCUGCUGUAAGGUCUGCGCCAAGCAGCUCAAUGAGGACUGCAGCAAAACGCAGCCCUGCGACCACACCAAGGGGCUGGAAUGCAAUUUCGGCGCCAGCUCCACCGCUCUGAAGGGGAUCUGCAGAGCUCAGUCAGAAGGUAGACCCUGUGAAUAUAACUCCAGAAUCUACCAGAACGGGGAAAGUUUCCAGCCCAACUGUAAACAUCAGUGCACAUGUAUUGAUGGUGCCGUGGGAUGCAUUCCUCUGUGUCCCCAAGAACUUUCUCUCCCCAACCUGGGCUGUCCCAACCCUCGACUGGUCAAAGUUACUGGACAGUGCUGUGAGAAGUGGGUCUGUGAUGAGGAUCAUGCCAAGGACCCCAUGGAGGACAGCGAUGAUUUCCUGGGCAAGGGGCCCACAUUCGAUGCCUCGGAGGUGGAGUUAACGAGGAACAAUGAAUUAAUUGCAUUUGGAGAAGGUGGCUCCCUGAAGCAGCUCCCUGUGUUUGGAAUGGAGCCUCGCAUCCUAUACAACCCUUCUUUACAUGGCCAGAAAUGUAUCGUUCAAACAACUUCAUGGUCCCAGUGCUCUAAGACCUGUGGAACUGGUAUCUCUACACGAGUCACCAAUGACAACCCUGAAUGCCGCCUGGUGAAGGAAACACGAAUUUGUGAAGUGCGGCCUUGUGGACAGCCAAUGUACAGCAGCCUAAAAAAAGGCAAGAAAUGCAGCAAGACCAAGAAAUCUCCCGAGCCAGUCAAGUUUACUUACGCUGGAUGUUCAAGUGUGAAGAAAUACCGGCCCAAGUAUUGCGGCUCCUGCGUGGAUGGCCGAUGCUGCACGCCCCAGCAGACCAGGACUGUGAAGAUGCGCUUCCGCUGUGAAGAUGGGGAGAUGUUUUCCAAGAACGUCAUGAUGAUCCAGUCCUGCAAGUGCAAUUACAACUGCCCGCAUGCCAGCGAGGCUGCGUUUCCCUUCUACCGGCUGUUCAAUGAUAUUCACAAAUUUAGGGACUAAAUGCCACCUGGGUUUCCAGCACGAGGGUGGACAAAUGGGGGAGAGUGCCAGAAUCAUGGAGACAUGGGUGGGGGAGGUGGGGGUGAAGGGACUCAUUGUAGAAGGGAUGUAUUGCUCAUUCUUGAGUAGUGUUAAGGUAUUUCGAAACUGCCAGGUAUGCUGGUGUGGAUGAACACUAAUGCAGCCGCAAUUGGAAAAUACUUUGCUUCAUAAUAUUGGAGCACAUGUUACUGCUUCAUUUUGGAGCGUGUGGUGUUUGUUGAUGAUGUUCUGUUUUCUGUUUGUAAAUUAUUUAGUAAGCGUGUUUUCCUGUAGGCUUUAUUCCUUUCAGUUCUGAAACUGUAAAAGAUAAUAAGAUUAUUUGGACAGUUAAAGCCUUCAUCCUUUGACAGAAAUAAGUGGGAGGGGGCUGCAUCCCCUCCUGAAGGGGACACUCUGUGAGUGUCCAUGAGAGGCAGCUAUCUGCACUCUAAACUGCAAACAGAAAUCAGGUGUUUUUAAGACUGAAUGUUUUUAUUUAUCAAGAUGUAGCUUUUGGGGAGGGUGGGGAAAUGUAAUACUGGAAUAAUUUGUAAAUGACUUUAAUUUUAUAUUCAGUGAAAAGAAUUUAUUUAUGGAAUUAAUCAUUUAAUAAA
Molecule: messenger RNA, 2028 nt
Organism: Artibeus jamaicensis (Jamaican fruit-eating bat)
Lineage: Eukaryota; Metazoa; Chordata; Mammalia; Chiroptera; Phyllostomidae
Gene: CCN1
Product: cellular communication network factor 1
Exons: 5
Coding region: 239-1393 (384 amino acids)
Biological process (GO): signal transduction
Cellular component (GO): extracellular region
Molecular function (GO): protein binding
Source: RefSeq, a predicted model, not a curated record